AACCCAACUCUCUCGGUUUGGAAGGAAAUGAUUCGAGCUCGAAGUUGUAGAUAAAUAGAGAAAAUGGCGACGGAGAAAGCGAAGAUCGUGUGGAACGAAGGGAGGCAUAGAUUCGAGACGGAGGAUCACGAAGCUUUCAUAGAAUACAAGAUGAAGAACAACGGCAGAGUCAUGGAUCUGGUUCGAACCUACGUACCGUCUUCAAAAGCAGGUUUGGGUUUAGCUUCGCAUCUCUGCGUCGCUGCUUUCGAACACGCUUCCUCUCGCUCCUUCUCCAUCGUCCCCACCUGCUCCUACGUUUCCGAAACGUUUCUUCCUCGAAACCCAUCUUGGAAGCAUCUGGUUCACUCAGAGGAUCCCAAGUUCCUCAAAUCUAGCAUCUGAUCAGUGUCCUUCUUGUACGGAAGCUUUUUGGUGAAUAAAAACAUAAAUAUAAACAUUACAUUAUAAAGCUUCUUUUGUAACAAACAAAACCACAUAAUGUUAAUAGUUGGCUAUUACAGCAACAAACACUAAUGUUGUCAUCAUAAUAAUCAAAUAAACGUGAAACGUUACUAUU
This is a messenger RNA of Eutrema salsugineum, 559 nucleotides long. RefSeq names its product acetyltransferase At1g77540. NCBI's taxonomy places the organism in Eukaryota, Viridiplantae, Streptophyta, Magnoliopsida, Brassicales, Brassicaceae. The record is from RefSeq and is a predicted model, not a curated record. The transcript is spliced from 2 exons. The coding region runs from base 64 to 384 and encodes 106 amino acids.